Plodia interpunctella (Indianmeal moth) is the source of this 871-nucleotide messenger RNA. It is a transcript of the gene Vlet, whose product is annotated as Valette. Bases 223 to 807 code for a protein of 194 amino acids. Lineage: Eukaryota; Metazoa; Arthropoda; Insecta; Lepidoptera; Pyralidae. The transcript is spliced from 2 exons. The record is from RefSeq and is a predicted model, not a curated record.
GUCAUUUUGUUUGUCAUGUCGUUUUGUUUUGUUUGUCGAACUAACUUGUCAUGAAAAUGGCUCAGGAGAAUUGAAAAUAAAUAAACCAAAAAAAAUAUUUCAGUGUAGUGAAAAAUUCACGCAAACAUAACUGAACAAAAACAUUGUUUCUCGUGUGUCUUAAGUAGUACCGAGAUUAACGCUACCCUUAGUACAAAAAUUUAAUUUUUUACCCUAACAAACAUGGUAUGUCAGUGGUUAAAGUCUUCACCGAGUUUAAACAAAGGUAUAACUGUCAUCAAUCUGUUAGACGAAACAAAGUUUGAACAGUUUCUACGUAGAAUUAUUGCAAAACUAAAAGUUCAAGAUACUGAAAUAUUUUCAGAGGAUGAGAGACAAAAGCUAGAAAAAAUAUUCAAAAUCAGUGAAGAUGAUUUGCUCCUAUCUAUUAGGACUAUUAUUUACUUAUUCAGAAGAAUGUUGAAGCAUAUUUUUAUGCCUUCAAUUUUAAAAGAAGAAUUAUCGAAAAUUGGUAUAAAUAGUGAAAAAUCUGAAUGUAUGGUUAAAGCAUGGUCAAUAGAAACAAAAGCAGCUCUAAAUGAAAUGGAUUCCACUACUAUCAAUGAAAAUGGUGAAAAUCUUAAUUUUACUUGGAAACUAAACGCAGAGUUAAGUUCUGGAUAUCAAAAGAAAUGCAAAAUGCCAAAGGCUUAUCUUACCUUGUUGGGAAAGCAAAGUGAAACUGAGCUAGAACUAACCCAUCCGGAACUAUAUUCUGUUUUCCUACAGUUUGAAUCCAUUCAAAAUGAAUUGGAUAAUUUGUUAUAAUAUCCACAUAUAGUAUACAUUAAUAAGUGAAAAAUAUAUAAUAUAGUUUAUUUGGUAAAUUAAA